Hylaeus volcanicus is the source of this 1367-nucleotide messenger RNA. RefSeq names its product flap endonuclease 1 (gene Fen1). Gene Ontology annotation, cellular component: nucleus. The record is from RefSeq and is a predicted model, not a curated record. Bases 110 to 1252 code for a protein of 380 amino acids. Gene Ontology annotation, molecular function: 5'-flap endonuclease activity; RNA-DNA hybrid ribonuclease activity; magnesium ion binding. The transcript has 8 exons. NCBI's taxonomy places the organism in Eukaryota, Metazoa, Arthropoda, Insecta, Hymenoptera, Colletidae.
CCCCCACUUAUUUAUCACGACGUAAUAUUGGCGGGAAUUCUACAUAGUUUACGUUAACCUCUCCUUUUCAAUUUUGCGAGUACAAUUUGAAUAACCAUUAUUUAUUAUCAUGGGUAUUUUAGGUUUAUCGAAGUUAAUAGCUGAUCUAGCACCAGGUGCUAUCAAGGAACGAGAAUUGAAACAUUAUUUCGGUCGUAAAGUAGCUAUAGAUGCGUCUAUGUGCUUGUACCAGUUUCUUAUUGCCGUACGGAGCGAAGGUGCUCAAUUAACCACAGUGGAUGGUGAAACAACAAGCCACUUGAUGGGCACAUUCUAUCGAACGAUACGCUUGGUAGAAAAUGGAGUGAAACCGGUAUAUGUAUUUGAUGGGAAACCUCCAAACUUGAAAGGUGGUGAAUUAGCCAAACGUGCUGAGAAGAGAGACGAAGCACAAAAACUUUUGCAAGCUGCAGAAGAAGCUGGAAAUGUGGAGGACGUGGAAAAAUUUAAUAGGAGAUUAGUAAAAGUUACAAAAGAGCAUGCGGAAGAUGCAAAACAAUUGCUACAGUUAAUGGGUAUUCCUUAUGUUGAUGCGCCGUGCGAGGCUGAGGCACAGUGUGCUGCUUUAGUUAAGGCAGAUAAGGUAUUUGCAACUGCCACAGAAGAUAUGGAUGCUCUUACUUUUGGCUGCAAUGUUUUGCUUCGUCGGUUAACAUUCAGUGAAGCCAGAAAAAUGCCAGUACAAGAGUUUCAUUUUGAUAAAGUAUUAGAAGAGCUCCAAUUAAGUCACGAUGAAUUCAUUGAUCUCUGUAUAAUGCUGGGCUGUGAUUACACAAGCAGCAUCAAAGGAGUUGGACCAAAAAGAGCCAUUGAAUUAAUUAAAACACACAGAUCACUCGAGAAGAUUAUAGAGAAUUUAGAUACCAAGAAAUAUCCAAUUCCAGAAGAUUGGAAUUACAAACAAGCUCGAUUAUUAUUUCAAAGCCCCGAGGUGAAAGAUCCUAAUGAAAUUGAUUUAAAAUGGACAGACCCAGAUGAAGAAGGCUUAGUUAAGUUCUUAUGCGGUGAUAAACAAUUCAACGAGGAAAGAGUAAGAAAUGGAGCAAAAAAAUUAUACAAGGCACGAAAUACUUCUACUCAAGGUAGAUUAGAUUCAUUCUUUAAGGUAUUGCCAAAUUCAAAUCCUGUGAAACGUAAAGUGGAAGAGAAAGCUGGCUCAGCAAAGAAAGCUAAGAAAGGCGCAGGGGGAAGACCACGUGGAAAGCCAAAAUAAUUGUUUGCAUAAAGUAAUAUCGAAGAUUUAUAUUAGUUGUAAAAGACUUAAUCUCUAGAAUUGUUCCUAUCUUUCAGCGUAUAAAAUCAUGGUGAAUAAAUUGCAAACAUAUUUA